ACACUACUUUGACACGGAAGUAAAAGCCUUCGUGGAAAUGAAUUUCCGGUUUAUUACAUCUUAGAAGAAAUGGCGGACAUGGAUGAGCUUUUCGGGAGUGAUGGAGACAGUGACAAUGAUCAAAGAGAAUCUGGCUCGGGUUCAGAUUCUGAGCAGGAGAGACCUCGAUCAGCUAGUAACGCCUCAGGCAGCGAGAGGGAGCGGGACGAUGAGGACGACGAUGAUGGACAGGACACAGGGAAGCCCAGUAUGAAUAAGGAGCUGUUUGGUGACGACAGUGAAGAUGAGCAACGCAGUCAGCACAGUGGCAGUGACAACCAGUCCGAACGAUCCGGGAACCAGUCAGAUGCCAGCAUGCACUCAGAUCAGGGGGAAAACGAUCAUUCGGACGCAGAGCAGCACAGUGGAUCAGAGCGAGAUCAGCGGGAUGACGAUGAAGAUGAGGAGGAUGUAGGCAACAGGUCAGAGGGAGGAAGCCCAGCAAGCAGUGGAGCGUCUGGAGCAGGAAGCCCUCGAUCUGAGAGGGGCAGUGCUCAUUCAGACAGAAGUUUGCACAGUGAUCCUGGGACUCCCCAGUCUGGACCAGGCACCCCUCAUGCUAAUGGGGAAGCUUCUGGAAGGGAGAACCAAUCAGACGAUGAGAAGUGGGGAGGAGGUGCUAAAAGCGACCAGUCAGAGGAUGAGGAGGAGAAGCGUCAUUAUUCUGAUGAAGACAGGGAGAACUCUGAUGACGAGGGGCUGAGGAGCAGGAAAUCCGACUUUGCAAAGGGCAGCGACAGUGAAGAUGACUUCAUCAGACAGAAAACCAAAGCGAAAGCCGCCUCUGAUUCAGAUUCAGACAGUGAUGGAGAAACAAAUAAAACAAAGAAAACCGCAGCAGACGAUCUGUUUGGAGAAGCUGACGACAUCUCUUCAGACAGCGAUGCUGAAAAGCCGCCAACCCCAGGACAACCUCUGGACGGAGAGGAUGGGAUGGAGGGGGAGCAGGCAGAAGAGGAGCCUGCGCCGGAAACUCGUAUAGAAGUAGAAAUCCCAAAAGUUAGCACAGACCUGGGAUCAGACCUGUACUUUGUCAAAUUGCCCAACUUCCUGUCUGUAGAGCCCAGACCCUUUGAUCCUCAGUACUAUGAGGAUGAAUUUGAGGAUGAAGAAAUGCUGGAUGAGGAGGGACGAACCAGGCUCAAACUCAAGGUGGAAAACACAAUCAGAUGGAGAGUCAAGAGAGACGAGGAGGGGAAUGAAAUGCGGGAGAGCAACGCACGUAUUGUCAAAUGGUCUGAUGGCAGCAUGUCCCUCCACCUGGGGAACGAAGUAUUCGACGUUUACAAAGCUCCUCUCCAGGGAGACCACAACCACCUGUUUAUCCGGCAGGGUACUGGACUGCAGGGGCAGGCUGUGUUCAAAACCAAACUCACAUUCAGGCCUCACUCCACAGACAGCGCCACCCACAGGAAGAUGACCCUGUCUCUGGCCGAUCGCUGCUCGAAGACACAGAAGAUCAGAAUCCUUCCCAUGGCUGGAAGAGAUCCUGAGUCUCAGCGCAACGAAAUGAUCAAAAAAGAGGAGGAGCGGCUGCGAGCAUCGAUUCGCAGAGAGUCCCAGCAGAGGAGAAUGAGGGAGAAGCAGCACCUGAGGGGCUUGAGCAGCAGCUACCUGGAGCCAGACCGCUAUGAUGAUGAAGAGGAGGGCGAGGAGGCGAUCAGCCUGGCAGCCAUCAAGAGCAAAUACAAGGGAGGAGGAGGCCUGAGAGAGGAGCGAGCAAGAAUCUACUCCUCCAGCGAUGAAGGCUCUGAUGAUGAUAAAGCCCAGAGGCUGAUGAAGGCCAAGAAGUUGGACAGUGAUGAGGAGGGUGAGGGAUCAGUCAAGAGGAAGGCGGAAGACGAUGAAGAGACAGCCACUAAAAAGGCCAAGAAGUAUGUCAUCAGUGAUGAAGAGGAUGAGGAAGAGGAUGAUGAAUAGUGUACUAUUUUUGACAUUUUCAUUCCCACUGUAAUAUCAGUGUUCAGCCCACAUGGCCUAUAAAUGGCCACAAUUUGUUUUUGUAAAUUUUCUUACUACCUGUGUGUGGGUGAGUGUGUGAGAUUGUGUGUUUGUUUGUUUAUAAUGUGUACAGCAGAGGUGAGAAAUAAACCCUUGGGUUAUGUAACUAGAACCUUCCAGGGACCUUGUUUUUUAUAUUCUUAAUGAAUCAUGCAGCUGUUGUGAGAAUAUGAACCAUUAUGUUUAGUUCAGGUUCCAAACGAAACACUUAUUAGUUGAGUGCUGUUGGUUGAUGAAAAUUAAAUUGGGUUAAUAACAGAA
Nothobranchius furzeri (turquoise killifish) is the source of this 2301-nucleotide messenger RNA. It is a transcript of the gene leo1, whose product is annotated as LEO1 homolog, Paf1/RNA polymerase II complex component. Lineage: Eukaryota; Metazoa; Chordata; Actinopteri; Cyprinodontiformes; Nothobranchiidae. Gene Ontology annotation, cellular component: nucleus; Cdc73/Paf1 complex. Gene Ontology annotation, molecular function: RNA polymerase II C-terminal domain phosphoserine binding. Gene Ontology annotation, biological process: positive regulation of transcription elongation by RNA polymerase II; transcription elongation by RNA polymerase II. The record is from RefSeq and is a predicted model, not a curated record.